AUGGGUCGUAUAACGUAUGAAAAAAUCGAAGGAGAAGAUGGAGAAAAAUUAGAUGAACUUUUUGGAAUAAAAGAUUGUUUAGUUGAAGUUAAUCCUGGAAGAGUUAUUUUACCACCUGAUUAUAAAGAUAUCGGUGAAAGAAUAAUGGAUUUAAAAGUACGAAAAGAUGAUGUUUGGUUAAUAUCAUAUCCGAGAACAGGUUCGACUUGGGCACAGGAAAUGAUUUGGUGCAUCGGUAACGAUUUAGAUUAUGAAAAAGCAAAACAAAUUCAACAAUUAAGAACUCCCCUUCUGGAACUUUCUGCUAUAAUGGCUCAUCAUCACGGGGAUUGGAUGAAAGAAUUGGGAAAUUCAGUUGAUCUCGUUGAAAAUCUUACAUCUCCGAGAUUUAUAAAAAGUCAUCUCCCGUGGGAACUCUUACCAAAAGAUCUUAAAAUCGUGCAACCAAAGGUAGUGUACGUUGCGAGAAAUCCAAAAGACAUGUGCGUUUCUUAUUAUCAUUAUUGUCAACUCGUACACAACAUGAAAGGUUCAUUCGAGGAUUUUUGUCAUUUGUUCCUUAAGGAUAAGGCACCGAUCGGACCGAUAUGGAAUCACAUUUUAGGUUUUUGGAACAGGAGAAAUGAAAAUAAUAUAUUAUUUUUAAAAUACGAAGAUAUGAAAAAGGAUCAAAAGGGAGCAAUAAAAAAGGCGGCAAAAUUUUUAAAUAAAAAUCUUUCGGAUGAAGACGUGGAAAAAUUGGCUGAACAUUUAUCCUUUAAUAAAAUGAAAGAAAAUCCGGCCGUUAAUUUAGAACCUUUGAUGUCACGUAAAGAAGGUUUUUCGAAAAAUUCACAAUUGAAAUUUAUACGUAAAGGACAGAUAGGAGAUUAUAAAAAUUUUAUGUCUGAUGAAUUGAUUAAAAAAUUCGAUACAUGGACGGAAAAUAAUUUAAAAGGAACGGGUUUGACCUUCGAAACCGUUUAA
Pediculus humanus corporis (human body louse) is the source of this 966-nucleotide messenger RNA. RefSeq lists its product as uncharacterized. Lineage: Eukaryota; Metazoa; Arthropoda; Insecta; Psocodea; Pediculidae. Gene Ontology annotation, molecular function: sulfotransferase activity. The record is from RefSeq and is a predicted model, not a curated record. The coding region runs from base 1 to 966 and encodes 321 amino acids. Gene Ontology annotation, cellular component: cytoplasm. The transcript has 5 exons. Gene Ontology annotation, biological process: sulfation.